ACCUGUCAAUUGUCGAGUUGUCAAGCUGUCCAAGUGGGAAGAAGACGCAAAGCAUGCUGGGUAGAGGCACGCUAACACAGCCAUCGUCUACGUAGUCGAAGACCGCAUCGUGUGGCAGCUGGAUCAGUCUUCCGCUCCUGACGCAGAGGGCAUCUACACACGGAGCUUAGCCACUCUGUGGUACACUCAUCCGAAUGACGCAAUGCUCACUUUUGCCGUCGUGUUCAGUCGGAGCACCCGACCGAUACAGCAUGAGCCGCUGUACGACCGCCAAGGCGCCCUGCGACAUGGCAUGAAUGUCGUUGCUGGUUCUGCCGCCAUGUCAGCAGGCUUCAUUGCCGAAUACAGGAAGCACGGUCGUGAGUAUAGAGUUCGUCUCGAAGAUGGUACAACAAGGCUUCGUCUCGAGGCGUUCGGUCAUAAAGUCUUACACUUCGACGGCACACAGAUUAAAGCGGCUGUGAAAAUCCUCAGGCCAUUACCGCGGUAUUUCAAUAACGGUGAACUGAAGGCGAAGUACCUUGUCGACGGACAUCUGCACGAAAGCAUGAAAGGCUUAAAGUUCCAUACCAUCUGGAACGCUCAGUAUGACGCUGUUAUUAUAGGCCCAGCCGAGUCACCAGCCUCGCAUGCUAGCUUCGCGCAAUUGACGAACAGCGAUAGUUGUGUUACAACACCCAUAUGCGAUCAAGAGCCCGCUCGGCCUUUGACUACCCUGCCGUACUCGGACAGCCUAGGCGGUCUCAAAGGGGUCUGCGUUGGUACAACCACUGAACGCAAUACCAGCAGCUCUUGUAGUCCACCAAGCCACCAGCGUGCCGCCGGUCAAGAUGAACCGAGCAUAUACGGCACGAACUUCAAAAGAAUAGCGCUAACGCUUCGAUUUUAACAGAUCAGCGCAAGCGACGCAAUGUAUACCCGGAGCGUAUCCAUGCAACAAGGAGUCGUUAGAAGCGCUUGGAUAACGCCAGGGCGGGCCAUUCUGUCGGUCUGCUC
Baudoinia panamericana UAMH 10762 is the source of this 996-nucleotide messenger RNA. RefSeq lists its product as uncharacterized. The coding region runs from base 203 to 889 and encodes 228 amino acids. Lineage: Eukaryota; Fungi; Ascomycota; Dothideomycetes; Mycosphaerellales; Teratosphaeriaceae. The record is from RefSeq and is a predicted model, not a curated record. The transcript is spliced from 4 exons.